UACUCUUUAUCAACUAUGAUUACCAUCUUGCAAAAUGCUUAUCCCAUAAGUGCAAAAUUCCAGAAAGCCAAACCGUUUACUCUCCACUGCUCGUUACUUAUACUCGUUCUUCUCUACGCAUUCUUCGGCGGUCUCGUCUUCAAUAAACUUGAAGCUGAAGCUCUUGUGAGACAAGAGAAUGACGAAUACGAAAAAAGAAGAAAUUGUGUCCUUCAGAUAUUGACUCAUUCUGAAAAGGAUGCAAACGUGACAGCAACUAGCGUGAUGGAAUGCUGGAAGAAAGAGGCUGAUGAGCGAACGGAAUGGAGUUAUGUAACGUCGACUCUGUAUGGUUUUGGUAUUGUGACCACUCUUGGAUACAAUCGCAUUGCACCCAUAACACAUGCAGGUCGCAUGUUCUGCAUAGUUUACGGUAUUUGUGGUAUUCCAAUUACAAUGAUCAUCAUCGCCAAUGUUGGGCAAUAUUUGAAUCAGUUUGCGAAAAACUCACGUAUCAAGGUUGAGCAGUACAGAGAUCGAAGAAGACGCUCAAAGGCUAAAGGAGAUGACUCGGAAUCAUCGAUUGAGUUAACCUCUCUGGCAUUACUUAUUGCAUUCCUCCUCUACGUUAGCUUUGGCGCUCUUCUACUUCCUCUUCUUAACGGACAGAUUGAUUUCUUCAAUGGGCUUUACUUCAACUUUUUGUGCUUAACCGCGAUUGACUUUGGUCAGUUAGUGCCUCAAAGGUUGUUCACUUAG
Molecule: messenger RNA, 738 nt
Organism: Anisakis simplex (herring worm)
Lineage: Eukaryota; Metazoa; Nematoda; Chromadorea; Rhabditida; Anisakidae
Source: the annotation of a GenBank genome assembly